This is a messenger RNA of Cuscuta epithymum, 3500 nucleotides long. The record is from the annotation of a GenBank genome assembly. Lineage: Eukaryota; Viridiplantae; Streptophyta; Magnoliopsida; Solanales; Convolvulaceae.
UGAGAAUUAAUUGUUGCAAAGAGAAACAUAAGAGUUACUACACUAGUGCUGAGAGAAAAAUGAAGAGUUAAGAAACGGGGAAAAGUGGGAUCGGUACAUAGAAUUGCAAUUACAGAGUAAAAGUUGAAGUAUUUGGAUUUACAUCUCGGGUUUGGAAUUUGAAUGGGUGGUUUCAGACUGAUAAUUCGAAGCGUUCGGAAUCACAAAGUUCGGUAAUUACGCCGGUUUUCCGAUCGAAAUGCCGCCAUCGCUGCCAUCCUUGCCGGUUGAACUCAAAAUUGAAAUCCUCACCAGAUUACCCGUCAAGUCUCUGAUGCGUUUCACUGCAGUAAGUAAGUCAUGGCUUUCUCUCUUUUCGGAUCCCGGAUUCGUCUCAGCACACCUGUCUAAAGGAGCUACCGAACAGUUCUUCUGUGUAACUAAGACCGACCUGAAUACUCGUCGUUUUGCUCUUAUCGAUGGAGAUAAUCUCGACGGCAAUCUCACGCUAGGACCAAUCGUCAAACCUGUAAGGGAAUUCCCGCUUACGUUUUCUCGUUUUUUCAAUCCAAAGAAUUCUGCACAGAUUGAAUUAGUGGGCAGCUUCGACGGAUUGCUUUGCUUAUGCUUUCUCCGUCCAGAUUCUCACCCGUUAAUUAUGCUAUGGAACCCUUCAAUUCGAAGACACUUGGUGUUACCACGUCCCUCCAUUCUUCCUCCUCCAAGGAAAGGUAGUCAUGCAAUCGGUUUUUGUGUGGCCAGCGAUCGCGAUUAUAGGGUUGUGUGGGUCCAUGAGAAGAAUAUGGAUAAUCCUAUGUCUGUUGAAAUCUACUCUCUUAAUUCAGGGAAGUGGCGGAUUCGACGAUUCGAUGAUGAUUUGUUUCCUACUAGGUGGUUGUAUAGUGGUCAGGCUAUCCUACACGGUAGGAUGCAUUGGGUUGGAUUUGAUGAGGAUCUUGGGGAUGACUACAUAUACUUUAGUCAUUCAAUCACUUCAUUUGACAUAGAUGAAGAGAUAUUUAGAGACAUACCCGUCCCGAGAAAGUUAGCAUAUUCUCUAUGGGAUGAAAAAAUAAGUAUUGCUCUAGUUAGAGAGUCACUGGGUAUGAUGGUUUUGUAUGAUCCUUUUAAUUGUGACAUUUGGGUGAUGCAAGAUUAUGGAAAUGUUGACUCCUGGACUUGGUUAUAUAAAAUUGAUUUCACACCAACAUAUAAUGAUUGGCCGAUACCUAUAGUAUACGCAUUAAACACUUGGAAGAAUGAAGGGGUUUUUUCUGGAUCACGUCAAGUCAUAUAUUAUGUGGAUGAUAAGCCGUGCAUUGUGCCGGAUGGGGAAUAUGGUGACCAUCAUCUUUACUAUGUAACUAAGUAUUUGGAGAGCCUUGUUUUGCUUGGAAACAAAGAUGCUGUUGCAGAUGUGCAUUUGCUUCAGGAUGUUGCAGGGAUCAUGGAAGAGGAGAAUGCUGGUGGUGGACAAGCAAUAUAGCCAAGGUUUUACAAACCAUUGGCUUGUUUCUUUCAGGGAAAAAGGUUAAUCAUUUUAUAUCAAGAAUGAAAUUUUGAAAUAUGUAGUCCAUUCUUAGCAAAACAAUACUCCCAUCAGGGACGGCGCCAAGCAUGGAGUUGUGGUGUCAAUUGACACCACUCAAUUUUUUUUAUUUGUAUAUAUGUAUUGAAAAUUUAAAGAAUGAAACUAUAGUUUUUAAAAAUAAGAUCAAUAUAUAAGAAAUGACAUCACAUAUUCUCAGCGUCUACUCUCUUUAUCUAACAUUUUUUAAGUUUGAUUGAAACAAAAAUCAAUAGAAUAAGAACUAUUUUUUUGACAAAUUUGAACCAACCAUGUUAGCAGUUAAAUGGUUAUUUUAUACGUAGUAUACGAAGUAAUACUUUAGUAUAUAUACUCCGUAUAUUUCUUUGUGUUGAUUUAGUUGAUGUAUAAAUACUAAACAUGAAUUCAAUAUUAUUGAAUGAUCGAGUAAAAUGAACACGAGAAAUUUAAUUGAUACCGAUGUUCUAAGUAAUUCCCACAAAACUAUAAAGGGGUCGUAUUUUUAAGAGUUAAAAUAUAAAAAUUACUUAUGUAUUAAUAUUUUUAUGCUUUAUUGUUUUUAUAAUAUUACUUUAGUUGUUGACACCACUGAUAUUACAGUCUAGCUCCGUCCCUGUCUCCCAUGGUCCUAAUGUAUUUGUCAUUUUGAAAAGUGCACACCUUGAUUUGUAUUAUGACAUGAAAUUUCUAUCUCUAUGAGAGUUUAACAUUAAAUUCUUAUUAUAUCCCUUUCCAGGUAUUAUAGCAUUUAAUAAGAAAAAGUCAAUCUGGGCAAAUCUGGGAGAUAAAUACAAAAUGUGCAUUAAACGUUUAAAACAUCAAUUGUUUUAGCAGGUUUUUUGGCUUAUACAACAAAAUAAUUUAGGACAGAAGUAAAAAUUAGUAUAAAUAGGAGUUUUUCAUUUCGAAUUUGGGACAUUAGUAUAAAUAAACAACUCACAUAAUGGCAUCUCCUUUAGUUGAUAGUUAUUGUUUGGUAGCAUUGAUUUUUCUUUAGUUUGUGUCUGCAUCUGUCAGUUUUUUCUGGGGAUGCAUUUUGUAGUCCAUAAGUCCAUAUUUUUUUCUUCAAAUUAAAAUGUUGAAGCAAGACCCUGAGUCUGUAGUACCUGGAUCUCUGUGACUCUGUUAUUCUUGACUUGCUAUAUUUUCUGCACUUCAAUGGCAGAGAUUAAUAUUACGUCAAAUGGUAUUAGAUGUAAGCACCAUCAAAGAUGGGAAAUUGCAAACUGUAAAUUUUAGAAUACCAUAAAUGAGUUCAUGAUGCCUCUAAGAUGUAGAGUAGAGCUUUUGCUAUGAUAGAAGCAUAGUUGUUCUCAUGUAGUCCAUGCUAUGGUGGCAGUGCUUAAUGUAUUAUUGCGUUGUACCAAUAUCAUGUUUGGUUUCUUGUUAUAUGAUAUGGAUAUGCUUAAAUAUCUCUGUCUGCAUAGAUUUUCAACAAAUGCCUAUCUGUUCCAUUUUGUUUUGGACCAUUUGUUAGGCAUGUGGUAUUAGAGCUGUUUCCUUCAUUGGAUUUGAUGGCCACAACUAUAUAAGAGGAAGAUGCAAAAGUUCAUUCAAGCCGUCAGAAGUUUUUUUGCAUCACGGUAGGAAGUUCCACCAAACUGCUAGAAGUAGCAGGGCUUGUUAGCUCUCUCAUGGUUUUUGCAUUGGGAUUUAGUAACGGUUAGCUGUCACAAAACGUCACGAUAUUGAAGAGAGGCUCUCGGGAUUUGGUACUUCUAGCGCUAUUUAAUGAGAGUUCAAACAGCGCUAUUUUCAAACUGUACCAUCAUCGACUUAUGACUUCGUUGAUGUAAUCAUCUCCUGUAAAAAACUCUGCCUUGAUUCUUCUUAUCAUGGUUGGUGUAAACUGUAAAGUAUGACAUAAUGUCUCCUUGUCCUUGGGUCUCGUUGUCACCAUUUUCUUCUUAUCGUUGCCGAAUAUAAUUGUUUUGAUGAUUUCGCAGGAUAUGAAAGAUUGAUGAUUCUGUCA